Messenger RNA from Bactrocera tryoni, 656 nucleotides. RefSeq lists its product as uncharacterized. The record is from RefSeq and is a predicted model, not a curated record. NCBI's taxonomy places the organism in Eukaryota, Metazoa, Arthropoda, Insecta, Diptera, Tephritidae. The annotation marks the transcript as partial. The transcript is spliced from 2 exons.
CUACACGGCUUCUGCGACGCCUCGGAAAAGGCAUAUUGUGCCACUAUUUAUGUGCGCACACAAAGCGAUAUUGCCACCACAAGCCACCUACUGGCGGCAAAAGCAAAAGCCGCACCUCUAAAAACGAUAAGUCUACCACGACUUGAACUCUGUGGCGCUCUGCUAUUAGCCAAGCUAGUCUCCAUGGUGCAGACUCACUUGAACAUGGAAAAAUACAAGUUAUAUCUAUGGUCCGAUUCCGAAAUAGUUCUAGCCUGGUUGGAAAAACCACCACAUGCGUGGAAAACAUAUAUUUCCAACAGAACUUCUCAAAUACUUGACCUAGUAGGAUCAGCCACUUGGCGACACGUAGCCAUCGAAAAAUCGACACCUACCACACAAUAUUGGAUUAUAAUGACAUCCUUGAACGAUUUUCAUCGUUCCCCCGAGCACUCAGAGUAGUCGCCUAUAAUCUCAAAUUCGCAGAGCGACUCAAACUUAUAGUAAAGGGAGCAACUUGCCCCCAAUGCGAUACAUUGACGCACCCAGACUUACAAAAAGCAAAGGUCGCUCUUAUCGCAACAACCCAAACGCGCUAUUUCAGUCGCGACAUAUCGUUACUAAGAGAAUCGAAGCCAAUUGACAAAAAGAGCUCGCUCUUAGUACUAAACCCAUUU